Molecule: messenger RNA, 1696 nt
Organism: Culex pipiens pallens (northern house mosquito)
Lineage: Eukaryota; Metazoa; Arthropoda; Insecta; Diptera; Culicidae
Product: fibroin heavy chain-like
Exons: 3
Coding region: 141-1367 (408 amino acids)
Source: RefSeq, a predicted model, not a curated record
UAGAUACCGCGAGAGUCACCAGAAGUUGGGGUUUCGGUGCUUUUGUGGGGCGGUAUAUAAAAAGCGAAAGUAUUAUCUCAUCUUCACUUGAGUUCGAUUCUUCGUUCUAGGAGCAACACACCAUCGUCUACGAACUAGCAAUGCGAGCCUUCGUGCUAUUCUCCGCCUGUUUGGCGAUCGCGUCCGCCGACAUUGGGCUGAAGCUGCGUCAGGCGGCCGCUGCCGGUGGUGCCGGAGUGUCCAGCUACGACGUUGGCCAGGGAUCGGUCCAGACGGACUACUCGCAGUCGAGCUAUGAUCAGCAGGUGGUUGGUGGUGGUGCCAACUUCCGGUCGCUGAGCGCUGGUGGAUUCAGCGGAGCUGUUUCGUCGGGAGCUGCCGCAGCUGGUGGAGCCGAGUACGAUGCUGGAUACCAGGCUGGUCUGGCCGCUGGACGUGUUGCUUCGGCUAGUUCCGGAGCAGCUACCCGAUUCGGUGGAGCUUCCGCUGGUGCUUUUGGUGGAGCUUCGGCUGGUGCUUUCGGUGGAGCUUCCGCUGGCGCAUUCGGUGGAGCCUCCGCUGGUGGAUUUGGAGGUGCUUCCGCUGGAGCCAGCGCCAAGGCGUCUGCCGGUGUCAAGUACUUUGUCAAGCCCGAGAUCGUGAAGAAGCACUUCUACUACCACGUUGCUCCGGAAGCCGAGGCCGAGGCCGAUGCUGAGGCUCGCGUCGAGAUCCAGCCCCAGACCCACUACAAGGUCCUGUUCAUCAAGGCCCCGUCCGCUUCGGCCGCUGCCGCUGCCCGUGCCGCCGCUCGUACCCGCACCCAGGAGAAGACCAUCGUCUACGUUCUGGUCAAGAACCCCGAAGCCGAGGCCAAGGGCGCUGCCGAUGCCGCCGUCGAUACCUACGCCAGUGCCAAGCCCGAGGUCUACUUCAUCAAGUACAACGGAGCCAACGCUGGUGCCAAGGCCGGAGCUUCUGCUGAUGCUUCCGCCGGAGCUUUCGGAGGAGCUAACGCUGGAUCGUUCGCCGAUGCCGGAGCUUCCGCCGGAACCUACACCGACUCUGCAUCGUUCGCCGGUUCGUCCGCCUUCGGAGCCGCCGCCGGCGGCACCUCGUUCGACGCCACGCCCACCUUCCUGUCGGGAGCAUCUGCCGGAGCGUCUGCGUCGGCCGAUUCGUUCACCGGAGUGCGCACCGGAGCCGUUGAUGCCGUGUCGGCUGGCGACGCUGGCUACACCGCUGGAUACACCGCCGGAGCUGCCGCCGCUGGAGCCGCUUCCGCUUCCGGAGCGGAAGGUGCCUUUGACGGAUUUGGCUCGGAGGGUUCGUUCGGAACCACCCUGUCCGGAUUCGGAAGCUCCACCGUCAACUCGGUCGACUACUAAGGCAACCAAAAACCCAAAACACAAAAAAGGCCAAACGAUUCUCGGCUCAACGGACUACGAAAGGUGACGACGACGCAGCUCUUCUUCAAGGACGAAUAGAGUAGGUUUAUUUUUCUUUAGGAAACACAACUAAGCUAAAGUUAGAGAGAGAGAGAGAAACAAAAAUCAUGUUCCAAAUAUAUGUACGACGACUGCCAUUUUUUAUUGAACGAAACAAAAAUGCGUGUGUAAAAAAAAAGCGAGAAGCCAACUUUGUACCAUAACUGUAAGGAGUUUGUGAGAUAGAUGAGAAUACUGUGAAAUUGAGAAUAAUAUACGUUUAAAAUUUA